This is a messenger RNA of Papilio machaon (common yellow swallowtail), 3547 nucleotides long. Its product is annotated as chromosome-associated kinesin KIF4. Bases 205 to 3453 code for a protein of 1082 amino acids. The record is from RefSeq and is a predicted model, not a curated record. The transcript is spliced from 16 exons. Gene Ontology annotation, molecular function: microtubule binding; microtubule motor activity; ATP binding. Gene Ontology annotation, biological process: microtubule-based movement; mitotic spindle organization. Lineage: Eukaryota; Metazoa; Arthropoda; Insecta; Lepidoptera; Papilionidae.
AUUGCUUACUAUUUGUUCAAACGUAAUGAGAAUUAAUUAAUUAUCCUAGCUCGUAUGUACGCUCAUAUCCGAAUAGUACAUGAUACUGAACCGAUAUCCAUGAAAUCCAGCCUAAUGGAGCUAUUUGAGUGCAAAAAGAAAAUUGUAUUUAAAUUUUGAAAAAUUACGAAAAAUACUUCUACUAAGUGACUUGAACUUACAAAGAUGGACUGUGAGAAUAAUAAAGGAACUGUUGAUACGGUGCAAGUGGCUUUACGAAUUAGGCCCCUAAUGCCUGAAGAAAUAAAACGUGGGUGUGAUGAAUGUAUAUCUGUAGUCCCUGGGGAGCCUCAAGUUCAAAUAAAAGACCUUGCAUUCACGUACAAUUAUGUAUUUCCACAACAUAUCACACAACAAGAGUUUUAUGACACUGCAGUCAAAGCCCUCAUAGAAAAAUUAUUUCAAGGAUACAAUGUUACAAUACUUGCUUAUGGACAAACUGGAUCAGGAAAAACAUACACAAUGGGUACAAAUUAUUCAGGUGAAGGAGAUACAACAAAAUUAGGAAUAAUACCACUGGCUGUUGCUGAUAUAUUUGACUUCAUAGAUGUCAAUGAGAACAAGUUUACUUUCAAAGUAACAGUUUCGUUCAUGGAACUGUAUCAGGAGCAGUGCUAUGACCUUCUCUCCGGCAAGGAGCGUGGACACAGUGUCAUAGACAUUAGAGAGGAUAUCAAUAAAGGUGUACAUUUGCCAGGCAUCACAGAACUGCCAGUAACAUCCACUGCGGAGACAAUGCUGGUGCUGGAGAAGGGUUCCAUUGGCCGAGUGACAGGAUCCACAGCCAUGAACCAAGCAUCCAGCCGAAGUCAUGCUGUCUUCACCAUAAUGGUUGCUAAAGAGAGUAAGACUGACAAAAACCUUGCAACUACCUCAAAAUUUCACUUUGUGGAUUUAGCUGGGUCGGAGAGAGUUAAAAAGACAAAAGCAAGCGGUGAAAGACUUAAAGAAGGUGUAAAGAUAAAUCAAGGUCUCUUAGCACUAGGGAAUGUGAUAUCUGCACUGGGUGACGGCACCAACAGAAGCUUCAUCAGCUACAGAGACAGCAAGCUGACGAGGUUGUUGCAAGACAGUCUGGGUGGCAACUCGCUGACGAUGAUGGUGGCGUGCGUGAGUCCCGCAGACUACAACUUGGACGAGACGGUGUCGACGUUGCGGUACGCGGACCGCGCGCGUCGCAUCCGCAAUAAGCCCGUCAUCAACCAGGACGCCAAGGCCGCUGAGAUCAUCAGAUUAAACAACUUGGUGAAUGAACUGAGACUUCAGUUAGUAGGAAAACUGCCAACCAUCAAUGAAAAUGGUGAUGAGCAUUUAAGAGAAGAAUUAGAAAUAGAAAAAGCAAAAUAUGCCGAUCUCAUGAAGAAACACAAGCAAAUGACUGAACAUCUUAGCAAUGUUCUGAUAGAAAAUACAAAUUUAUGUGAGAAGGCACUACUAGCGGAGACAGCCAAGGAUAAGAUUGAAAGAAAACUGAAUGAAUUGACAGAACAGUGCAAUCAAACUAUUGAUAAUUUGAAUACAACUGACAAAGUUUCUGAUGAAGAACAAAAGAACAGUGUUGUUGACUAUCUUAAAGAAAUUAAAGGAAGGCUAGAGGAUUUGCAAUUUGUUAACAUGAAGACCAAUGAAGAAUUAAUUGAUCAUGAAAUUAAACUGUCGUAUGUUAAAGAAGAAAAUGACAGUGAAAAAGUUGAUGAUGGAAUUCCUCUUAAUGAAGAUCAAGCUGUUAUGGAGGAAGAGAAAAGAGCCAUGGGUCAGGUUGCAUUGAAUCAAGAAUUGCAAGAGUUAAAUCGAGCUAUGGCUAUCAAAGCUUCAGUUGUACAAGCUAUACUUGCUAGUAAUAAAGAUGUUAUAGAUAGCCACCAUAAUCUAAAAGAAAAUGAAGAGAAGAUUGCUCAUUUGGAGAAGGAGAGAGAUGAGCUCAUGCAGCAGUUGAAACAAACUAAGACUAGAAACUCGACACACGAUGAACUUCGUACCAAGCUAUCCACAUUGGAGUCGGAGAUAUCUGAUCUGAAGAAGAAAUGCCAACAACUUGCCAACAUUAUCAAAAUAAAAGAAAAGAAUGAAGCUAAGAUCGCUAUACUCAACGCCGAAUUGCAAGCUAUGAAAGUGAAUAAGGUGAAAAUAAUCAAACAAAUGCGUGAAGAAAGUGAGAAGUUCCGCAAAUGGAAGGCAGAUAAUGAACGAACUAUGCUGCGACUGCGCAAUGAAGACAGGAAACGUGCGAAUGCGAUGGCCAAGAUGGAGUCUCUACACGCAAAGCAGCGUAAUGUGCUCAAGCGCAAGAUGGAGGAAGCCGUCGCCGUCAACAAACGUCUCAAGGAAGCUCUAGAUAGACAGAAGCAGUCCAACAUGAAACGCAACGCUAAAGGUGUUGUCAAAACUGGUGCCAUUCAGCAGUACAUUGAGCAGGAACUUGAAGUACAUCUCAGUAUUGUGGAGGCUGAGAAAUCGCUGAACGAACUAAUGGAAUACAGAGCGUGGGUGACAGAACAGAUAGCGAUACUCAAGAACAGUCCAGAUGAUGAGGCCAAUAGAGAGAAGUUGGCUGAACUGGAAAAUGACCUCGCGCUGCGGAAGGCGCAGAUAUCCGAUCUGCAGCAGAAGAUGUUAAUAGCAGACCAAGAGAACAAAACUCGCACUCAAUGGGAUAAUAUUCAGACAAUGAUAGAAGCUAAGGCGGCGCUUAAAUGUCUAUUCGAGUUUUUAGUGGAUACAAAGAAAGAGCUGCAGAACAAGAGUGAGAACGGCUACCAGUCGAGAUACGAGGAAGUGAAGGAGAAGUACGACAGACUGGUUGUGGAGUUUGAGAACCGGAAGACCGAACUCGAAGCACAAUUAGUUAAGGUGAAACAGCAAUGUGAAGAGAAGGUGAGUUUCUUGCUGGCGUUACAACGUGGUGUGACUGUAAGAGGUGAGAAGAACGAGGCGUGCAAGCAGCUGCAGGCUGUCAUACAGUACCAGCAGGACCGCCUCGAACAGUUGGAGAUUGAAAAUAAAAAGUUAUCUGAUGAGCUGGAGGAGUUGCAAUCGUUCUAUGCUAACGCAAAGAGGCAGAAGAAACAACAUGUUUACCCCGUUACUGACGAGGAGGAUGUAGACUCUGAGAAAGACCCCGACUGGGUUGCCACACCUUUGUUCAAACGGAUACAGGCUCAACGUUCUCGCCUUAAAAUGAAUUGGUCUGUGAACGAUGCGGACUCAGCGCGAGCGACAAAACGUAACUAUGAAGGUGUUCCGCACUGCACCUGUCGCGGCUCCUGCUCCACCAAGAUCUGUGGCUGCGUGAAGACCAGCGUCAGCUGCGGCACCGCCUGCCGCUGUCAGCACGCGCUCUGCAAGAACCGCAACCACGCAGCGCAACACCACGACAAGGAGAACCAAGUAAGUUACCUCCGACACCUACAAUAGACGUAACGAAGGUGUCCCGCACUGCACCUGUCGCGGCUCCUGCUCCACCAAGAUCUGUGGCUGCGUGAAGACCAGCGUCAGCUGCGGCACCGCC